Messenger RNA from Labrus bergylta (ballan wrasse), 3235 nucleotides. NCBI's taxonomy places the organism in Eukaryota, Metazoa, Chordata, Actinopteri, Labriformes, Labridae. The record is from RefSeq and is a predicted model, not a curated record.
AUGAAGAAUGAAGAGAAGGAAGAGAGCAGGGUGGACCCAAUCCCUUAUGACACUCCCAAACCAGCAGGACACACCAGGUUUGUGUGUGUGUCCGACACGCACUCGCGCACAGACGGCAUACAGAUGCCCUACGGCGACGUGCUGCUGCACACGGGCGACUUCACCGAGCUGGGCCUGCCCUCCGAGGUUAAGAAAUUCAACGACUGGCUAGGUGGCCUCCCGUACGAGUUUAAGGUGGUGAUCGCCGGAAACCACGAACUGACCUUCGAUAAGGACUUUAUGGCCGAGCUGGUCAAGCAGGAUUACUACCGAUUCCCCUCAGUGUCCAAACUCAAACCCGAGGACUUUGACAAUGUCCAGACGCUGCUCACAAACUGUGUGUACCUGCAGGACUCGGACGUCACCAUAAAGGGAUUCCGGAUAUACGGAGCACCGUGGACUCCGUGGUUUAACGGCUGGGGGUUCAACCUGCCUCGAGGUCAGUCUCUGCUGGAUAAGUGGAAUCUGGUCCCUGAAGGCAUCGACAUCCUGAUGACCCACGGACCUCCGCUCGGUUUCAGAGAUUGGGUUCCCAAAGAGCUGCAGCGGGUCGGCUGCGUGGAGCUUCUCAACACGGUCCAGAAGAGAGUGAGACCCAAACUUCAUGCUUUUGGAGGCAUACAUGAAGGCUACGGGAUCAUGACGGACGGCUACACGACGUUCGUCAACGCGUCCACCUGCACCGUCAGCUUCCAGCCCACCAACCCCCCCAUCGUGUUCGACCUGCCCAACCCCUCCAGCUCCUGAGACCAGAGGGGGGGGGGAGACGGAGGGGCAGAGGGAGGGAGUAAAAAUGUUUUUUUCUAUAAAUAUGUCAAGUUAAAAAAAAAAAAAAUCUAAGUGUUUCUUUGCAAACAUUUGGUCUUCUCUAAGCUGUUGUUGAAGUUGAGAAGAUUUGGAGACAUUGGGGGGGAGGCGGGGGGGGGUUAUCUGGGAGGGUUAAAGGAGAAUAACGGUGUUUACAUUUCUUUUUUUGUGCCAACAGUGCUGCUUCCCCUCUCACAUUUAUGUUAACGCCUCACGUUAAGCGUAGAAACGGCUUCAUUUCCUGAUUCCAACCGGGCAAAGUUAUUUCAUCAGAACCCUUUAUCCGUUCUUUUUUAAGGAAGUUCAACAUCCAGUUCAGGAAAUCCUCCACAAAAUGUGUCGCUGUAGCGCGUAACCAUAAAAAAAUGUAACCCCCAAUUUCCACAAACUCCUUGCACAUCAGCACCACGGUUUUGCUCCUUCGGACGGCGGGCGCACUGCCUCACUGAGUCCGUUUCUGGAACAGCUGUACUUUACACACAUCACAGGAGAACAGCAAGAACAUGUGGGAGUACAGAAAAAAACAUGCAAACAACAUGUUUCUUUUGUCUACCUGAGGAUGAUUUGUUGUUCAUUUGGUGUUUUGACGUUAAGUUGAUUCAGUGACGGAAAAAAAACGAUCGUAUAUUUUGUAUUAUUUUGAAAAUCCUUCCUGUCUGGCUCGAUGUAGUCUGUCCAGCUUGACGCGUCACCUGCAGCGCACUCCAUCGAAAAUAAACUCGCAGCGAAAUUAGAAACGGAGCAGAGCGGAGUGGUGCUGCUGGCUCGCUUCAGAGAGGGACGCCGGCGCUCGCUGUGGAAACCAUCUUUGACUAGAGUGGCAGCGAACGAAGGCGUAGUGCGCGGCGCUGGCGGACCACGGUGCGCACAGAGUAUGUGAAAAUUGGGGAUAAGAGUGAUGACUGAAGAGGGUUUCCUGCUGGAAUAAAAGAUAAAUAUUUUAUGAAAAGCUGCUUAAUUUCAUGGGAAGUUGUGAUUGUUUUUUUAUUUAUUUAAAUUUUCCAACUUUAUUUGUGCUUAAUCACGACAAAUCAAAAUGAUUUUUGACCCUUUUCAGAGCAGAAUCUGCCUGUCGUUCUUUGUUUGGACCGUUUAUAUAUAAAUAAAAAUAAUCAUUAAAGUCUAAAGAAGUUCAGCUUGUGAUGAGAAAUUAAUUUGAGAGGGGAGAGUGACGCUGCGCUGAGAAACACCGCUAUUCUCCUCCUCCUUUUUUUUUUUUUUUUUUUUUUUGAGGGUUUUGUGGUUAAACAAUCUUGCUCUUGAUAAAUAUUGGUCAGACCUGUAAGAUAAAUGAUGCUUUGUGAAUUUGUACAAUUUCUCUCUGUUUGGUUUUGCAUUGGCCGGACAGCGGAUGCCAUUGUUUUUAUGUUGUAUCUACCAUCAUGAUAUUUUGUGUUUAGCUCUUCUUUCUUUUUUUUUAUCUCGUCAGUUGCUCUUCUUUCUUAUUGGCUGACAGGGACGCUGCCUUAAACUAGCUUUAAUGUUCUCACAGCUAGAGCCCCUUCCCCCCCCCCCACCCAAUCUCUGCGAGCUCAGAGAAAAAAAAAGUCCUUAUUUAUUACCCAUCAUCCCGCAGGACAACACCUGACCGACGACGCAGGGACGGAAAGCUAACGAAUCACAGCCCGACACGUUCACUCUCUUAACAUCUCAUUCUGGAUUUCUGAUCUAAUUUGGAAAUGUAUGUAUAAAAUAUAUAAAUAUAUAUUCUAUAUUCAUGUUGUAAAACAUCUGUACGAAAAGUUGUGUUUGGAAAAAAAAAAAGAACAUCUGGUGAAUUGUUUUUUUUUUGUACGCGCCUGUAUGAUGGCGUUUCCCGCUCGUCGCUCUUCAGACGUUUCUUUCCUGUUUUUUUGGGUAAACGUUCAUUUUGGAUGAGAGAGGAGACUUUUAGUCAGAGUCACAAUCCAACAGGUGCUGCUUGUUCCCAACAACACGCCUGCCUAAACAUGCUUAUGUUGUCCUUUAAAGUGUAAAUCUGAUAGUAUUUGUGUUCUAUUGCUCUUGUUUUUUUUUCUUCUUCUAAUUUUGCACUGUGUGUAAAUGCAAUCUUGCUAGCACAAAAAAAAAUGUUGCCAAUAGUUGUCUGAACUCUGCCGCUGUAAAUGCUCUUUCUGUGCUCUGUUCCUCUCUCUCUCUCUCUCUCGCUCUCUCUCUCUCUCUCUCUCUCUCUCUCUCUCUCUCUCUCUCUCUCUCUCUCUCUCUCUCUCUCUCUCUCUCUCUCUCUCUCUCUGAUUGUACCCCUCUUCAUGGAAAUGUUAGUUCUCUUUUUCAGUUCAUUGUGAUAUAUUUAGCUGCCUUUAUAUGCAAAUAAAAUUGCAAGAUUUUUACUUAUCAAGAUCUGUCUUGAUUUUUGUUUUUUCAUUUUUAUAUAAAGUGUCCCAAACCA